Molecule: messenger RNA, 3549 nt
Organism: Trichobilharzia regenti
Lineage: Eukaryota; Metazoa; Platyhelminthes; Trematoda; Strigeidida; Schistosomatidae
Source: the annotation of a GenBank genome assembly
AUGAUUAAUUCUUGCAGUAAUUUAAAUCCUGUGACAGAUGCUACUGAGAAGAUGAAUCUGCUAAGUAGAAAUAUUUCAACAAGUCAUAAAUCAUUUAGUCGUCAACUGAAAUCAUUAAAGAAUGUAGACAAUCCAAAUUUAUCAUCUCGUUGUUCAGAGGAUGGAUCUAAUGUCAAAGAAGAGAAUGAAGAGGGGGAAGAAGAAGACAUAGAAUAUCAGGAAGACAGUGCUAAUCGUAGUCAUGAUGACAGUAUUGAAGAUGACAGUGAGGAUAAUAAUAAUAAUAACAACAACAACGGUGAAACAGUUGGAGAUAACUCCUUUUUUCUCAUGGAACAAGACAGCCUUUCACAGCACUACUCAACAUCCGCCUUAUCUAGCUUAGCUUCUUCAGAUACUUUUGGCAGUUGUAUAUCUCCAACAAUGCUAGCAGCUGCUGCUAUGGCAGCACUAACCAGUGGAUGUUUUCCAGGGCCUUGUAAUAUGUCGAAUCAGUUCAAUCCCCUGUUAGCCGCCACUAAGCCUUACGGAUUUCCAUCAUAUCCUUCAAAUUUAAAUUUACCCGCUAAUUCACAACGCACACAAUUAACAAAACAACAACAAACUACACCAUUUACACAUUCAUCAUUGAAUAGAAAUUCAAAAAUGAGCCAUAAUAUUAAUAAUUCAGUGUCACAACAAUCGAAUCUAUCUACUACUAAUACUAUGAAUUUGAGUAGUUUAUCAUCGCAUUCUCCAAUACAUUCAGUACACAACAAUAAUAAAUCUUUGCAGGAUGAUGUAAUAGGUCGAGAUUACAGUACCAAUUUCUCCCAUAAUGAUACUACUACUAAUAAUAGUAGCAGUAUGAAUUCAAAUCCGACACCACCACCUCCCUUGUCUCGAUCUAACAGUCCAACUCAUCAAUCCAAUCGAUUGAUGACAACAUCAAAUGAUCUAGCGUAUAUGUCAAUGGAUGAUGGUGAUGAGGAGAAUGAUGAUGAUAUGGGAAGUGAAGAAAUCGAGGAGGAUAUGGAGGCGGAAAAUCCUAACCCCCAAAGUGGGAAUCAUCAAUGGACAUUUGAAGAGCAAUUUAAACAAUUAUACGUCAUAUCAGAUGAUCCAAAGAGGAAAGAAUUUCUCGAUGAACUUUUUGUUUACAUGCAAAAAAGAGGUACACCAGUUAAUCGUAUCCCAAUAAUGGCUAAACAAGUGUUAGAUUUGUAUGAACUAUUUCAAUUGGUUGUUGCACGUGGAUUGAAUUUACCCUCAUCGAUUACAAGUGCUGCAUUCACUCUGAGAACACAAUAUAUGAAAUACCUGUAUCCUUAUGAGUGUGAAACCCUCGGAUUAAGUUCUCCUAGUGAACUUCAAGCAGCGAUUGAUGGAAAUCGACGGGAAGCUAGACGUAGUUCCUACAGUUUUGACUAUCCAACAGUGACGGUGCCCAAUGUUGGAUCCCGUUCAGUAUCUCCAUCAAGUACAACCAAUCCUCAGACUACAACAUCAAAUACAACAACAAAUGCAGAAUCUGCAUUAAACGUUGCCGCUGCUUCAUUGUCAUCGACUUCAGUGUAUUUGAAUUCUUUAGCAGGUUCAAAUGUAACAACUUCUGGGGUGAACCAAAUUUUGCCAAGCAUCUCUGGGAGUUCUACACCAUUUUGUGCAAACAGCCUAGGGUUUAAUUCACCGUUUGGACAGUUUAAUCCCUUUCUUCCUAUACCCCCAGGUACUUUACCUGCCGCUGGUAGUGGUGCAGUUGGUGGUGGUAGUGGUCUGUCUAUUCCAUCACCUUCCACAUUACCGUCUUCAUCUUCAUCCUCAUCUCAGAUAGGAAAUACUCCUGUGAAUUUAUUUCCCCCUGGAUUUCUACCACCGAUUGCAUCUGGUGCUGGUUUUCCUAUGAUUGCAUCUAGUUUUCAAGGUUUCAAUCCGGCUACAGCAAAUAAUUCAGAUGAUUCACUGAUUACAUCAUCUCAUCAAACUUUGGGCAAUCCAUCAGGUGGUAUUCUACCAGGUGGAGCAAAUAGUUUCACAGAUCCGAGUGCUAUGGCAGCAGCCGCUGCCGCUGCAGCGACUUUAUUCGGUGCAGGAUUCCCUACAAUUCCCCCAGCCUUCCCAAUGACAUCGCAACAACAACAACAUCAGUCAACAACAGCAUUUCCUGUACAGAAUUCAUUCAUGAAUACAGAUGGGGGGAUGAAAUUCCCGAAUAUGAGUAUGCGGACUCAAAGUAAUAAUUCUUGUGAUAUACAUGAGAAUAAUCCUUCUAGAGGAGUUAAUUUAAAGAAUAAACUGUCUUUACAAGAUCCAGAUGACUGUCAAUUCUCUUCAAGUCUCCCGUUAAAUCUGACAGCCAAUGAUAACAGCAUUAACAGUAAUAUCAUGAAAUUAGAUGAGAAAGGUGCAGCAUAUUCAAAUAAUGACCGCAGAACACCAUUAAUUGAAAUGGAUCAUGAUAAUUUAACCAAAAUCCAGUGUGAUCCAGAAAAUGCGUCACUAAAACUUCACUCCACUGAUGGGUAUAAUGAGAAAGAUGAUGAAAAUGAACUGAGUGAUUCGAUGGGUACACUGAAGAAUUUCAGCUACCAUCAUCAUCAUCAUCAUCAUCAAAAUGAAGAUGGCGAGAAUUAUGAUGAUAAUUCAAUGAAUACUGACCGGCUAUUUGACGGUGAAACAGAACACUCAGAGUUGAGGUGUAAACCCGAUUUAUUAUUAGGCGGUGUUAACAAGCAUGAAGUUAUCGGCAAUAAUAACAAUAAUGUUAGAUUAUCACAAAGUGGUCUGUCCUUUGAAAACGAGGAGUCAAAUAUGAAAACAGCUGCACAGAUGGCGUGUCAACAACUUUGGGUUGCAGCAGCCGCCGCGGCAGCCGGCUUACACUGUGGUGGUGGUGGUGGUAGUAGUAGUAGCAUGAAAACACCAGAAACAACCAACUUCACAUCACUGUCAAGCAGUAUAAACGGUCCAAUGACGAAAAGCAAUUUCCAUGCUCCAAAUUCUCAUCAUCAGUCGUCUACAGAAUCUUCCACUAAUAACAGCAGUACUCAUACUCAUAAUCACAAUAGUAACAGCAGUAAUAAAUCUCUCCAACAUCACUCAUCGCCUUAUUCAAGGUCUACCGGUAAAAAAUCUCAUUCCCGUACCCCAAACAGUUUAGAUCUACCGAGCAGCAAAAUAUCCAAACCUUCUUUUGCUAACAAUAACACGAAUAACAACAGUAAUGAAACUGGCGGCAAAUCUUAUUCAUCAACAUCAUCGACAAAUGUUUCGUCAAAAAAAUCACAGAAUUCCAUAUCUGAUCUACGUAGGUCAACUGAUGCAAUCACAUUGUCAACCAGUUUCAGUAACACACUGGGUUUAAAUAACAAUAAUGGUAAUAAUAAUAAUAACAGCAAUAGUAAUAGCAGUUUUGCGGCAGCGCAGGCAGCCAUAGCAACGGCACAAAAUCUAAGAAUUCAAACACAACCUGGCGCUCCAAUGGGAUUACCUCAAAAUGCCAUGGUGGUUACAAUGGAAAUGGGAAAUAUUUUAUAUCAAGGUGUCUUAUUUGGACAGAUAAAAAGAUAA